AUGGCCUCCCAUCGACGCCAACACAGGGCAGCCGCCACUGAAUGGGAUAAUGUGGAAGGUAUUUUCCUGCGCAACAUCCCGGCAAAGUGUGACGAAGGGAUUUUGCGCACAUUCCUCGAAUCCAAGGGGCUGGUCGAUUUUGAGAUGGAGAUGGCACUCUUUCCGAACGGCAAGUCGCGUGGAUUUGCUACUAUCAUCUGUCGCGACAGGUCUGGGAUACAGGAGUUCGUCCGCAACGUGCACGGCCAGUUCGUUCCCGGCUUUCACAAGCCGACAGCCCUAAGGUGUGAACCGUUGAGAAGCCGCGAACAACAGGGCCAGCCAGUUCGAAUCCCGCAGACUGCUACGAAUCGCCUUGGCGACUGGCCCACACCGCCACUGCAAUCUGCUGGUUAUGAAGGGCCGUUCAGUGUUCCCAAGAGCGGCAUCACGGCAGGGAAAGGUGAAUCCCAGGAUGCGAAGGGCAAGGCUUCGAAGUCGAAGGCUUCGGGCGGGACCAUCCAAGGCGCCGGAGCAGCUGGGGCGCCAGUCGUAGCAAAAUCGACUCCCGUGGAAGCUGGCUGCACCGCCAGCCAGGGGUGCCUGGUUCCCCGCGACAUGCCGCCCAUUGCCGUGGUGCAAAAUUCCGAUGGCACGAUUAGCUUCCGGCUGUAG
Symbiodinium sp. CCMP2592 is the source of this 654-nucleotide messenger RNA. NCBI's taxonomy places the organism in Eukaryota, Dinophyceae, Suessiales, Symbiodiniaceae. The record is from the annotation of a GenBank genome assembly.